Messenger RNA from Notechis scutatus (mainland tiger snake), 1977 nucleotides. RefSeq lists its product as uncharacterized. Gene Ontology annotation, biological process: L-serine catabolic process; L-threonine catabolic process. The record is from RefSeq and is a predicted model, not a curated record. Gene Ontology annotation, molecular function: threonine deaminase activity; L-serine ammonia-lyase activity. Lineage: Eukaryota; Metazoa; Chordata; Lepidosauria; Squamata; Elapidae.
GAGCCCAUCUGAAGACCAGGGGAGUUGCGGUUGUUGUGGUUGUUUUUUAAUCCAUCCCUGGGGGAAUCCUGUCGUUUUCGGGAUAAAACCAAGAGGUGGCUAUGAAUUUUGCCGCGCAACUCUUCUACUCCACAGGUUUAAAAAAUGGAUUAUCCCGGGAAGACAGUGAAGAAGAAAAAGAAUACGACCCAUUCUGGCAAAGCUCUGGAAAGAUGUUAUUUGCAAAAAAGAGUGGUGAAAGUAAACCACAAAAGCUAGCGGCAUCUACCAGCUCUGAAUUAUAUUUGCAUAAGGAUCGGCAAAGAAGGAGCAGCCGGGCUGACCAGAGGCGAUCGUCCAUCCACCCAGAGAGGCUGAAAGGUUUUGGGGAGGAAGAGGAAUUAAACGGGGGAGUGAAGACAUGGGAAAUGAAGAUAAUUAGCCAAGAGGAGGGAAAACUGAAUGAUUCGGCCACCUGCCCAGAGAUGGCCAUUAGCAAACCGGUUUACAUGACCUGCAAAAAAAUUCAAGAUAUUAGCGCUGCAGCAGUCAAGAUCCAGUAUGGAGUCCUGAAGACCCCUUGCACGUAUUCUAGGCUUUCAAAGCAAUACGGAACGGACAUAUAUCUAAAGAAAGAACUUCUUCAGUAUACAGGAACUGCGAAGGAGCGAGGGGUCCUUUAUCUUCUGAUGUCUCUAAGAGAGGACCAGCAAAGAAAUGGCGUGAUUGUGGCCUCAGACUGCAACUUCUCUAUGGCUGUCGCCUAUCAUGCCUCAGAGCUGCACAUUCCUGUCUUUGUCAUCAUGUCCACUUGCACUCCGCCAACCAGAGUGAAGACAUGUCGUGAGUACGGUGCCAUGGUCAUUUCCUACGGUUCUACUAUCAGAGACUCGCAGCUGCAUGCCAAGAGACUGGCUCAAGAAAACAACUACUUCUACCUUGAAGAAGAUGAUAGUGCUAUCUAUCAAUCAGGGCUGGGGACCAUGGGUUUGGAGAUCUACGAACAGGUGUCUAAACUGGACGCGGUGAUAUUGCCAGCAGGGAUUCCCAGUGGAUUGCUGGCCAGCAACUCUGCUAUUUUGAAACAUCUCAACCAGCAUGUCUUUGUGGUGGGUGUAGAAUUGGAGAACAUCCCUGUAGAUCAGCAGUCGUUAAAGAUGGGACAACCUGUUGAAGAUCACACCUACAGCCAUCCUCAAUUUUACAGAGAAUUGAAUGGUUUUGGCACCAACUCUUUUCAACUGACAGGGAACUGGGUUGAUAAAGUUGUAACUGUGAGGGAAGAAGACGUCUUGAUUUCUAUGCUGAGGUUGCUGGAAUACGAACACGUGGCUGUUGACGCCGAAGGAGCCCUUGCGCUGGCUGCUCUCGUGUCUGGGAAACUGCCAGAAUUAAAGGGCAAAAGAGUGGCUGUGGCUGUGAGCAGUGGAAACAUGGAGCUCCCUCUGAUGAAGCAGUGCAUGGAUCAGGCCCUUACUCUUGAUAACAGAGUGUGCAAAUUCAGGGUCACGGUCACUGAUUGUCCAGGAGAGAUUUCAAAGCUACUGGAGACCUUAGCUCGUGAGGAGGCAAGAAUCUUGACCAUGAAACAGGAACAGCCAUACAUGAGAACUGAUUUGUUCACCAGUGAGGUGUCCUGUGUGGUAGAAACCAGAGACAGAAGCCAUACGUCUCAAUUAAGAAAGAUCCUCACAGAUCGUUAUCCAAUGAUAACAUGGGUGGAACGGUGAAGAUGACGACAGCUGAUGAGAAGCUCCACUUUAAAAAAAAAUACAUGGAAAGCUAAAUAUAUUGCAAGUAGCAUUUCUUCCUAGAACAUCUUAAUACUUGGUGAGCCAUCAGUGACAGAGUUGACGUAUAUCUCCCCAACAGAUUGCAGUCUGAAAGAACUAUCAGUACAGAGUAUCUUUAAGUUUUAUUUAUUUCAUUCAAGAGAGUUUUUGCACAGAUCUAUAAAUGGCGUACAUUAAAUUCCAGUUCAUCAUUCUAUCUUCCUAA